Molecule: messenger RNA, 1744 nt
Organism: Mycotypha africana
Lineage: Eukaryota; Fungi; Mucoromycota; Mucoromycetes; Mucorales; Mycotyphaceae
Exons: 7
Coding region: 38-1528 (496 amino acids)
Biological process (GO): regulation of mRNA stability
Cellular component (GO): nucleus; cytoplasm
Molecular function (GO): metal ion binding; poly(A) binding
Source: RefSeq, a predicted model, not a curated record
UUUUUUUUCUUCCUUGUGAAUAAAAGCCAAAUUGCAGAUGAAUUCUGAAAAGUGGGAACAGCUUAAGAACGAGAUUCAUACCAAAUGCGUUGCAUAUGACUACAGUGACAUUAAUGACAGCUCACUUGCUAUCUUCAUUACAAACUUGGUUCGUGUUGGAAAGACAUUUGAAGAAGUGAACAGCGAGUUACUCUCAAUGAUUGGUGGAGAUUACGAUUCGAAUGUGACAGAAUGGUUGUUUAGUAGAAAAAAUGAGCUGGAAACUAGCGGCUCAACUGCGGAACAAUCCAACGGUCAGGAGCUCCCAAAUCAAAAGGAGCAAGUUUUAUCUGAUCAUGAGGAACUAGUUGAUUCAAGCAAACCAGAACAGACACAAUUCGAACCGCAGCAGCUGAAUCAGAAGCAACCAGAAGAACAGAAUGAGGAACAGCCAAGAGAUACCUCAACGCAUGUUGAAAGACCUAAGAGUAGGAUUUUUAAUCAUGCUAUUGGAGCGCUAAACCCAGAAAGACGUAUAGAGCAAACCACAAACAAGAGACAAGUACAAAGUCGUCAUGCUGAUCCGAUGCGUGAUCGUUCACGGUCUCCUGUUCGUCGUUCUGCUCGCAAUGACCGAUAUAAUAGAUCUCGUUAUGAACAGCGUGAUGGACGCCUUGACAGCCAUAGAACUGUACAGAUUUUGCCACGUAACGCUAGAGAUGAUGGUAGUUCCAAGGGUGAAAGACCGAGCGUUUUCGAUCGUUUAGGUCCCCGGUCCACGGCUCGACAAUUGGACAACAGCCGCAAUGUGGAAUCAGAUGAUCAACAUGUUCGAUAUGAGAGAUCACAAUUAGAACAAGCGGAAGAGGUCCAAUCAAUGGAUACUGAUACACAUAUGGAAAAGCCGACUGUACACAAUAUAAAAGAACGUUGCAAGUAUUGGCCAACUUGUAAAAAUGGAGAAAACUGCCCUUACUUUCAUCCUACAAGGAUCUGCCCUAAGUUUCCUAACUGUCCUAAACCAGCGGCUGAAUGCACGUUCAUCCAUCCUGAAACUGACAUGCCACCACAAAUGGCUCAGCCUAUGAUGGCCAAAAUACCCGUUCCCUGUAAAUUUUUUCCAUAUUGUGCCAACCCAGUAUGCCCAUAUAUACAUCCGAUAUUUUCGCCACAAAACCAGCAAGCAGCAUACUUCAUGCAGUAUCAACCUAACCAGCCACCAACUGGCCACCGUGUUCCAAUAUUAUGCAGGAAUGGCGAUGCAUGUACACGACCCGGAUGUCGCUUUUCACAUCCAAAAGACCCUAAUCCUGUUUCUGAGAUUAUUUGUAAGUUCGAUGGCGCCUGUACCAGACCGAAUUGCUUCUACAAGCACACCAAGCAAAAUACUACAUCACAUAACAAAGUUCUCGUCAACAAGCCAGAAACUAGUGAGAGGCAAUUUUCAGUACCUGAAGAUCAAGUCGAAGAACGAAUUAUUGUAGGUGAAAGUGCUGAUCUCAUAUCUCAACAACAAGAUGAUCAGCAACAGCAAAAUCAACAGCAAUAACAUUGUAAUUUAAAUAUAAAGUUUAAUUCAUAUACAAUUCGGAUCUAGUUGUUGAAAUAAAACUAAAAGGCUGCUCUACAUCAUUUUGGAAUAUCAAAGUGAGUCUUAUCGUAAUGAGCGAUACAUGGAGUGUUUUGUGUUUUUAUUUGAAAUUUUAGCUUUUACUACUGAACAAUACUUUUGAACGUAUAUUGCUAGAUAUCAAUUGUAUGCUCC